UAGUGGUAUCACAAAUCAUCAUGGAACCCCAAAUUUACGCGACUUUGACACCGAUAAACGCACUCGCCAGAUUGGCCCUUAGUGAAACAUACGACGUCCUUACCGCCGGGCAGCAAAACUCCCUCCGCGAGGGUCCUCUAUGCCGCAUGAAGGUUGAACCGCAACAGCGGUACAACAAGGAUGUAUCUCAGUUAAGGCGAGAGUUGCAGAGAAGAUCAGACAAGGGCGAUGGCUUUACCAGCGACAGCCUAACCGAGCCCGAAUCUGCGAACGAGAUAGAAAACAACCAACAACUGGGUACAAUUUGGGAAGGACAGUAUCUUUUGGGCUUUAAUCCUCAGCCCAGGAUAGCGGAAGUCGGAUGGAGAGUGGGUAAGAGUAGCCAAGUGCUAAAUUCACAACAUCCAGACCUGGUUCUAUGCACGCCAGUGUUUGCGAAGAAGCACAGCCUCAAUAUCCGGACUGCACACGCACGAUUCAAUUUCUGUAAGGAGAACUCGGCGUUGUUUAUCGCGGGGAGGCGAUCUCAGCACGCCGAGCUCAAGAUCAAUGGCAUUAUUGUUACCGAGCAACUAUUUGCUCUAAACCAGCGCUCAAUGAAGGUCGACUUUGAUAGGCUCACGUACGAACUCCGAUUUACAGCAUGGGCCGAUACGGAGGAAUUCAAGUCCACGAGACGCAGGUACUUAACCACAGUUUUGGGGGUGCAGGCGAUUCUUGAUUUUGAAAUGCCGACUCCCCGCCACGAUGUGCAGAUGAUGGGAAAUUGGACUUUGGCUCAACCACUUGGCCGAGGCGGCAUUGGAAGAGUUUUCCUUGCCUCUAAUGCAAAGAAUGAAGUGGCUGCCGUCAAAAUUAUGGACAGAGAUUCUGAUACACAACACAGUGUAGAUGAAGAGAUCUCCACGCUCGAAAGACUAACAGCUCUUGCUCGAAAUUGGGGUGAAACUGGGUCUAUGGUACAGCUACGGGAAGUAGUCGGCAAAUUUUCCGAUGCUCCGUUUGAACAAGUCGCGGUUGUCUUGAUCCCCAUGACACCCAACACUUUUUGGGAACUCGUACAACGAAAAAACGAAAGCUGGAACGGAAUGAAGAGGGAAGAGGCGCAACUGUUCCGCAGUCUUCUACUGCAAGUGAAGGUCUUGCACGACAGAGGCUGGCUGCACGGCGACCUAAAACCGGCAAAUGUCGGCAUAAUUGGGACGCCACAACGGGCCGUACUUUUGGACAUAGGCAACGCGAAACACUUGAGACCAGGCUGCCAUCUGAAUCCUACUCCGGGUUCUGGCGGUACUAUUGGAUACAUUGCCCCUGAAAGGGAGAUGGAGUCGUAUGACCGCUCCAUAGAUAUUUGGAGCUUGGGAGUCAUCGGCUAUGAGAUAACAUACGGUCAUCCGCCAUGGAAACAAACGCAGAAUCCAUGGCGCAGAGACCGCUGUAACAGCCUCCGUGAAGCUUUCCACAAACAAUACGACGACACCAUCACGAAAUUGGCAUCCGAUUCCAAGGUGGUACCAAUGGAAACGCACAUUCAGCUUGGCGAGCUUAUCACACAGAUGCUGAGGCAUUCUAGGGCUCGACAAAACAACCAUGCUCGUAUUUGCAUAAACGAGGCUCUUAAACACCCAGCCUGGGGCUCCUUGCGGGACGAUAUGCCUCGAGAAGCCAAGAGACAAAAGGGGCUAUCGUGAUUUAGCCUAGAUAGCGCCACCCACUUCAAUACAUGGUUCAAAUGACAAGUAAAUCUAACUGCCUGUGUGUGGGCAUGCGUUAUAAGAUAUGUUUGCUAGUGAUAAGACAGGCUUGUCGGCAAUCGUGAAUACCCCCAACAUACGCGAGUGGUAAAGUCUUCUGGGUUCCUGGCCUGCGAGCAUUUGAGUCUGCCCUGAAUCAAACGUCUACCACUCAUGCACAACCCGUACCUUGCGCUCUUUUGUUGCAGGUCAAACCAAGUCAACGGCAUCAAGUCCCCCCUUGCCCUGGCGGGCAUGGCUGGCCUCGAUAGCAGCCGCAAUAUGAACUUAACCAAGUGGGUCCUUGAAGUUGCGCUUCUGUGGUUCUCGGUAUGGAGCACUGGCGUGCCGGACCUGGGCUAUUGCAGCUUCAGUAGACCCAAGCCUUGAUCUGAGAGAUCGACGGCCUGAUUGUCACCUCACAGGCAUAUAGAUCCGUAACGAAGCUUAGUCACCAUCAUUGUUUUGACACAAGAAG
Messenger RNA from Pyricularia grisea, 2211 nucleotides. RefSeq lists its product as uncharacterized. Gene Ontology annotation, cellular component: cytoplasm; nucleus. Gene Ontology annotation, molecular function: ATP binding; protein serine/threonine kinase activity. Lineage: Eukaryota; Fungi; Ascomycota; Sordariomycetes; Magnaporthales; Pyriculariaceae. Gene Ontology annotation, biological process: mitotic DNA damage checkpoint signaling; protein phosphorylation. The record is from RefSeq and is a predicted model, not a curated record. The coding region runs from base 21 to 1691 and encodes 556 amino acids. The transcript has 3 exons.